UUAUUUUGGGUGUACUGGGUGGAAUAUUGGAUUGUUUUGAUUGGCUUCCUUAUCUCGAAAUUCUCGAUAGUGUUUUCCCCGUAUCUAGAAUGGACCUUGAGCCUUGCAGGGUGGUAGAUUUUCACUACGAAUAUCAAAACUAUGACCAUCGGACGGCCAAAUUAGUGUAUCCUGUGGAAAUCCCACACCGAGGAAGCGCCCAAGAGUUAGCCCACCGCAUCGUCGCCGAACGGAUGGAUCCGAUUAUGAAAUUUUUGCAGGCUGACCGGAAUCUCAGUCUGCAGUUGGUAGCUUUCCUAGAUCGGGAAAACCAGCGUUUCCAGGACGAUCGGGACGAGACUCUCCUGGAAAAACUCGGCUCCGGACAGAUUGAUGUCGAUGCGUUAGCUUUAGAUUUGGAGCGUAAAUAUAAGGAUGAGAUUUUGGAGUUCGCCGACCGGAUUGGCCCUUCGGAUGAAGAAAUAUUUGCCCAAAGUUAUCACCAGCUGGUUCAUUCAUCGGCUCUGUCGGAAAUUUUGGCUAAGGAACGCGACUACUCCAAAACGAUCACCAAUCUAACGGCCCAGAUGACUCAACAGAUGACCACAAUGCACAAGUUGCACCAGGAGGAGAUUGAAUCCAAGAUGGAACUUCUAGACAUUUCGGUAACAUCGGAAAACAUCAACCACAUCCUAGCCAAGCAAUACGGAAUGCAGAACAUGAUCCGUAAACAAUGUGAAUCGGAGCUGGAAUCCACUCGUGGUCAUCAGAAAUACGAGUAUCGACAUUGGAUCACAACCCACAUUGACGAAAACUUUCUGGCUGAAUCGGACAGCCCGACGCAAAUCGGCAACCGGUGGUCAAUGAUUUCGACACAAGGACCUUCGAUGGAGGAAAGUUUCACCAUCCAUCUAGGUUCUCAGCUGAAGCAUAUGCAUAACAUUAGGAUUCUGAGUACUAAAAUUUCGGACCUUUGCAGUCCUUUGUAUAGCGAAAGCUGUUUUGGUGGCCCUAACGUAGCGUUAGGGCUUUAUUCGAGUUCCUUGUGUGGCAUCGUGAUUCUCACAUCAUCCGGCCCAGUGUCACCCGACUCCGAAGUUCGGAAAAACGCUAACAUGUCGACCGAGUUCCACUUCGAUCAAAUUGAUUAUCAGAUAGAAAAGAUUCAGGAUGAUUUGAGGAAACUAAACGAUUCCCUGGAAGAAUCUGACCUGGGUACUGGAGCUAAGGGGGAUAAAAAUGGACCUCGUGUCAAACCCGGUGAUGUCUAUAUAACCAGACAUUCUAAUCUGUCGCACUCACAUGUUAUUUUCCAUCUGAUAUCUGAUGAAACAUUCCAAAGUCCUAGUGAAAUAAACUCAAGGCAUCCGGUAAUUUUAGGCCUUCGCAACAUUUUAAAAAUAUCGAGUAGACAUGACGUUACUACUCUUACCAUUCCCGCUUUGCUGCGACAUGUGAUGUCGGAAGACAUGACCGUGAGUUGGUGUGUGCGCCGUGCUGAACUCGUUUUUAAAUGUGCCAAGGGCUUCAUGAUUGAAUCGGCCAGCUGGGGUGGGGCAGAACUGAACACGCUGCAGCUGCUGCUACCGCAUGACAUAUCGGAAGAGCUGUUUCGCACGUUGGCCGAUAUGGUGCCGCACGUGUUCCGGGUCGCCAAUCCAAAAAUUUUACAGUAAGCUGAUUCUGGACGAGGUAAGCUUCUGUUAGUUAUGAUUGCAGUCAAUGUCAUAAUAUGACUAUUUAUUGGAGAAAUACUUUUUGUUGUAGAAUUUUGUUCAUUGAAAUUUCCACUUAUAGCUCUAUUUUCAAACAGAAUAACUUAAAUAAGGUCAAUGUUGCGUGCAAGAAA
Molecule: messenger RNA, 1828 nt
Organism: Uranotaenia lowii
Lineage: Eukaryota; Metazoa; Arthropoda; Insecta; Diptera; Culicidae
Product: protein C12orf4 homolog
Exons: 3
Coding region: 90-1655 (521 amino acids)
Cellular component (GO): cytoplasm
Source: RefSeq, a predicted model, not a curated record